GUUUUGAGGCUGGUGCACAGAAGAGAAGGCAAAAAUGAAACAUUUCUUACUCAUGAUCGGGCUCUGUGGAGUGCUUUCACGGGCUUUGCCUGUUCUCCCACAAACUGAAGAAGUCACAGAAGAGGAUGUGCAGCUCGCCAAGAAAUACCUCAACAGCUAUUACCCUGAACCAGAAGGAUCUCCUGUCAUUCGAAACAAUCAUAAUAGCUUUGAUGCCAACAAACUACAACAAAUGCAGGAAUUCUUUGGGCUGAAAGUGACAGGAAAACUAGAUUCAGGCACCUUGGAUGCAAUGAAAGCCCCCAGAUGUGGAGUUCCUGAUAUAGGAGGAUUCAGAACCUUUCCGCUGUCUCCAAAAUGGCCAAAGAAAGACCUAACAUAUAGUCUUCAGAAUUACACACCAGACAUGGCUGGUGCUGAUGUAGAAGAGGCCAUCAGGAGAGCUUGGAAACUGUGGAGUGAUGUGACCUCCUUGAGCUUCACCAUGGUAUCAGGGGACUCUGCAGACAUAUUAAUUUCAUUUGGUGCUAGAGUACACAGCACUAAUCCCUUUGAUCCUCCCUUUGACGGACCCAAGGGAGAGGUGGGUCAUGCCUUUUCACCAGCUCAUGGUGGAUAUGUCCAUUUGGAUGAAGAUGAAGACUGGACUAGGGAUGCACAAGGAAUCAACCUUUUCCAUGUGGCUGCCCAUGAGUUCGGCCACUCACUGGGUCUCUUCCAUUCCAACAUUCAGGAAGCUCUGAUGUUUCCAAAAUACAUACGUUCAGAUCCUGCAAAGGUCAAGCUUCACCCAGAUGACAUCGAGGGCAUUCAGUCUCUUUAUGGACCCUCUGAAGAAGCUGAAGGUGAUGGUCAGCCGUCCGGGUCUGGCUCACCAACAAACGCACAAGAGGAGGCAACAGACUUGUGCAACCCUGGCCAAUCUUUUGAUGCUGUCACCAGUCUCCGAGGAGAAACUCUGUUCUUUAAAGACAGCUUUAUGUGGCGAAAGAGCCCUGCUCGAAGCUACAUUGAAAAAGAUCAGAUUUCUGCAUUCUGGCCAGCUUUGAGUGGUGGAAUAGAUGCUGCGUACGAAGCUGAAAAUAAAGACACACUAUUUCUUUUCAAAGGAGAGAACUACUGGGCUAGCAAAGCAAAUAUUAUACAGCCAGGUUUCCCGAAGAGCAUCCACACACUGGGCUUCCCCCAAAGUGUUAAGAAAAUUGACGCAGCUGUUUAUGACAAGAGCACAAAGAAAACAUUAUUCUUUUCAAGUGACAAGUACUGGAGAUAUGAUGAAACCAAGAACUCCAUAGGGAUGAGCUAUCCCCGAAGGAUAGCAGCUGACUUCCCUGGGAUUGGAUCCACAGUGGAUGCUGCUUUACAACAUAAUGGACAUUUCUAUUUAUUCAGUGGCUCAAAGCAACAUGAGUUUGACAGCCAAAGAAGAUUUAUUAGCAUCAAGAAAAGCAACUCCUGGUUUGGCUGCCAGUGACCAGGGAGGAAAAUGCAGUAGCAAAGGACAAGAGAAUGCCGGCAUCAAGCCUUACUGCUUACAGGCA
Molecule: messenger RNA, 1541 nt
Organism: Euleptes europaea (tarantolino)
Lineage: Eukaryota; Metazoa; Chordata; Lepidosauria; Squamata; Sphaerodactylidae
Product: stromelysin-1-like
Exons: 10
Coding region: 35-1474 (479 amino acids)
Biological process (GO): proteolysis; collagen catabolic process; extracellular matrix organization
Cellular component (GO): extracellular matrix
Molecular function (GO): zinc ion binding; metalloendopeptidase activity
Source: RefSeq, a predicted model, not a curated record